This is a messenger RNA of Macadamia integrifolia, 1992 nucleotides long. RefSeq names its product 1-aminocyclopropane-1-carboxylate oxidase homolog 1-like. NCBI's taxonomy places the organism in Eukaryota, Viridiplantae, Streptophyta, Magnoliopsida, Proteales, Proteaceae. The record is from RefSeq and is a predicted model, not a curated record. The coding region runs from base 267 to 1406 and encodes 379 amino acids. The transcript has 3 exons.
CCGUUCAUUUUUCCAAAUGGUCAUGUAGUCCACCGGAGAUUUUCUGCUCCCAUCCCCACCACCAAAAUCAAAGCAUUGGUACCUCAAAGAACUAAACAAUCAAAGUAGUUUUGUCCUUCUCUGUGGCCGUUUCUAACGAGUGACGACAGAUAAUUACGUAUUCACUUCACCAGUUCAAGGAGUGGAGGAGACUAAUGAAUUCUAUUUAGUUCCAACUUCCACCUGCCCUUCAAAAUAGUAUUCGAAACCCACUAAAGAAAAGGAAAAUGGUGGUCGUCUCCGGCGCCGACGAAGUUUCAGGCUUUAUCUCUCCAACUCCGAGUUAUGACCGAAUAAAAGAGCUAAGGGAAUUUGAUGAAACCAAAGCAGGUGUGAAGGGUCUCGUCGACAACGGUGUGGAUAAGGUCCCUCGUAUCUUCGUCCACCCACCCGAAGCUCUCCAUGACCUGCCCUCUCAUCUGGGUUCUACACACAGACGCCGUCAGACCCAUCUGACGAUUCCAGUCAUAGACCUCCUGGAAGCCACCACUAGUCGACGGAAGGAAGUAGUGGACAAAAUCCAGCAAGCAUCAGAGACAUGGGGUUUCUUCCAGGUGGUGAAUCAUGGUAUUCCUCAGAGUGUGUUUGAGGAGCUGCUGGAAGGGGUUCGAAGGUUCUACGAGCAAGACACAGAGAUCAAGAAACAAUAUUACACUCGCGAUCUCAUGGGUAAGGUCUUCUACACCAGCAAUUUUGAUCUCUAUAGCUCUCCUGCUGCCAAUUGGAGGGAUACCCUGUAUUGCAUUAUGGGUCCUCAACCUCUGGAUCCUCAAGAGUUGCCUCUCGUUUGCAGAGAGAUAUUGAUGGAGUACUCGAAGCAAGCAAGUAAGUUGGGAAUUGCUUUGUUUGAGUUACUGUCGGAGGCUCUGGGGCUUAACCCCAAACACUUGAUAGACAUGGGUUGUGCAGAGGGUCAUACUCUUCUCGGUCACUACUAUCCUGCCUGCCCUCAGCCUGAACUUACUCUCGGCACUACUAAGCAUUCAGACAAUGAUUUCCUCACUGUACUUCUGCAAGACCAAAUCGGUGGACUACAAGUUUUUCAUCAGAACCAAUGGAUUGACGUUUCCCCCACACCUGGAGCUCUCAUCAUUAACAUCGGGGAUCUUCUGCAGGUGAUUUCUAACGAUAGAUUUAAGAGCAUAGAACAUCGAGUGGUGGCUCACAGCAUAGGCCCAAGGCUUUCAGUGGCAUGUUUCUUCACCACAGGUGUUCAAUCAUCGACAAGGGUUUAUGGACCCAUCAAGGAGUUGUGUUCAAAAGAUAACCCACCAGUCUAUAGGGAAACCACCGUCAAAGAAUAUACCGUUUACUUCAGAGAGAAGGGACUUGAUGGUACCUCUGCUUUGUCACAUUUCAAGCUGUGAGAUGUAAAUACUUCCUUUUAAAGACCAUGAUUGUACUGAUAGCUCUUAGGCAAGCAUAAGCAAAAUGUAGCUUUUGUUUUUUUGGGAGGGGGAAGAAUUUCUGUACCAGGUUGAGCUCCACCAUAUAUGGGAAGUUACUAAAAUUUGAAUUUGGGUGAGCUGUGGCAGUAUGGGUAUGCUGCCAAUUUAUUCUCUGUUCCUGAAUUUUCACUCACUAAUCGGUUCCUGACUGUUAUGGUAAAAGCUUCAUGGCCGCUUCUCUUCCUCCUCCUCCUCCUCCUUUCUCUCUCCCAGCCCUACCCCAAAGAUCGUCUCCACCCCAUCUGGUGCAAAAAUUACCGUGUCAGAAUGGAAUCUGUACUUUGUCCACGGAUGAGAAAACUUCAAGGUAUUGUACAGAGCUCCCAAACUCCUUGCAGAGGCAGGUGACCUGUUCAAGCAUGUCUGGAUUCUGGAGGAUACUAGGCCUCGAGCUUAUCAUCUCACAGAGGUUGGAGAAUUUAAUACCUAGUUGCAGAAGGCAUUCAAACCUUUCCUGCAAUACGACGCUUGCGCCCUGCAAUAAAGACAAGACCUUCAUGGUGGU